AUGGAAUUCAUGACGAAGCUCCUGGACGCUGUUGGCGAACAGCGGAGGGGUGCCCGGGCAACUGGCUUCUGCACGCUGUCUCAGAAGGAACAAGUGGAUCGAAAGCUUGGCAUCUCCAAAUCGCUCUGCUUCCAAGACGUGCUCUCUUUGGACGACCCAGAGCUACUUAGAUUCCUGCCACGACCAGUCCAUGCUCUAAUCCUCGUGUUUCCAACGACUGAAGCGUACGAAAGGCGCAUCAAAGUGGAAGAUUUCGAAUCAAAGAACUACCCGGAUGGCAGCGAUGACGAAGACGUAGUAUCCUUCAGACAGACGACCAACAACGCUUGUGGGCUGUAUGCGAUUCUGCAUGCUGUGUGCAAUGGCGAUGUGCGGAACAGCUUUGGCGAGCUUGCUGACAUGACAGAACCCAGCUCGCCCAUGGGUCAUCUAUCGAGGACAUGUCUACCACUACGGCACAGUGAGCGGGCGCUCGCGUUGGAGAAUGAGCAGAAGCUGGAGCGAGCAUACGCCGAUGUGGCCAAGAAGGGUGAUACCGAAGCCCCAGCAAACCCUGAGGAUGAGUCGCAUAUCAAUGGUCAUCUGUAUCAGCUGGACGGCGAUCGUAAGAGGCCAAUUGAGCUGGCAUUCCUGGAGGCUGAGGAAGACGUCUUGUCGGAGAAAUGCUUGGCUGUGAUUCGCGUUAUGACGACGUGGGAAGAAGACAACCUCAGCUUCAGUCUCAUGGCUCUGGUCGAACAAUCCUGA
Messenger RNA from Macroventuria anomochaeta, 747 nucleotides. RefSeq names its product cysteine proteinase. The coding region runs from base 1 to 747 and encodes 248 amino acids. Gene Ontology annotation, biological process: protein deubiquitination; ubiquitin-dependent protein catabolic process. Lineage: Eukaryota; Fungi; Ascomycota; Dothideomycetes; Pleosporales; Didymellaceae. The transcript is spliced from 4 exons. Gene Ontology annotation, molecular function: cysteine-type deubiquitinase activity. Gene Ontology annotation, cellular component: cytoplasm. The record is from RefSeq and is a predicted model, not a curated record.